AUGACCUCUUCAUCGCAAAACCACACGUACGGUCCGAAGUGCCGCCUUGCGCCCCUGUCGCAAUCCGUGCCCGCCAACGCCUACGACGGCAUUCCUCCCGUUACCGCGCAGUACUUCUACUCUUCGGUCAUACCCAUAGAUGAUCCUUUGUCCCCUGGAACCAUUGCCGGUGCCUCAGACGCGCGGACCGCACGUGGUCAGAUCCGACCCUUUUCGCUGGGCGACAACAAUGCUCUCGAGAAGGCUUGGCUGAGCUUCCUAUCUGAUGAUGGUAUCCAAGCCCACGAGCAGUUGGUACGGGGUCGGAAACCCAGCCCAGCCAUGGAGAAAGCGAACGCAGCCAAGCUGGCUCUUCUGGUGCGUCACUUGGCUGUGAAGCACAUCCACAAACACGGCGGUACCAUUCAGGCAUCGUCUUCAGCAGGCGAGGCUUCUGACAUGCUCCCGGAUACCCCGAUUUCCGUAUGCUGCCCGGACUUAUUUAUAGAUGUCUCCACCGAACUACAGAACACUUUCUGUGCGCUGGCCAGGAAGUAUCAUCAUUCGCUAGGCCAGGAGAGUGUUGUGCAAGACGUGAUGAUGGAGCUGAGGCGGUUAACCUCCUCCGCUGAAUCCCGGUCCCAGCCUGGGAGCACUUCAUCCUCGCGGCCUCGUGCGGAGUCGGCUCAGUCACGGCAGAUGGGGAUCAUUGGCUCCUUCAGCCCUCGCCAAGAAGCGGCGAGUGAGCUACAGAAGCUCGGCAAGGAGGCCGGAAACAUUGGGGAUACGGCCAAGUCAAGGGCUAUGUCUGAAUCUCGGGCGAGUGAGCAAGCCUCGCGGCCCUCCACCCCGGGCCUCGGAAGCUCUUUACGACAACAUACGGUAGACGAUGGCAUCUCUGGUAAGCCAUUCGUUCGAGCUGGAAUUCGGCAGAGACCGCAGGACAACUUUGUGGCUUCGUUCCCUCCUCCAGAACCUUCCAACCCGAACGACACCGAAGGGCGGGAAGCGCAACCGCCGAACGCCUCAUCAGAGUCGCCAAGAAAAAGGGCAAAUACCACGCAAGCCAAGCUUGUCAGCGAUGAAAGCUACAGGAAGGAGGCGAUCGACGUCGUCGUGGGUGUCUCUCGUCUGCACCUUGUGUCUAUUCCCGCCCUACAGAUGAAACCCAUUUAUUGGUCCCCCGUGAACGAUAUCGCCGUGGUCCUCCGGGCCACCUGGUUUUACAGAGACACGAUGCUGCCCAUACCCCCGGCCGUGGCUAACCAGCUGGAGGCUGGCUAUCGAGAGCUGAAGCCCCACACCGAAACUUGGAACGAUGAGCUGCGCUGCGCAGUUGAAGUUGGCCCCCUCGGUGAGGAGAAAGUGUCGCAUCGGCUGUGGCCGGAAGACAUGGAGUCUCUCGGUGACAGAGAUCAGCGAAUAGUUUCGGAUAUGCGCAUAUCAACAGACCCAUUCUGUGCCGCAAACUGCUUCCGCGGAGAGGCUGCGGCCGAGGGCGCCAUCGAUCCGAACUUGAAGGCCGGAACGGCCGCUCAGCAGCAUCGGAGCUAUGCGACCUACCAUGUCAUCUACAAGGACGCCUCCAAAGCCUUCCUUUUGAAGCCUAGCCUGAAGCCUUCGGCUUACUACGGCAGACGGCCAGUUGCGAAGAUCAUGAAAGGCAUGACCGUAGGUAUUCCGAUCGUGCGUGGUUUCGACCGGCAAGCCUGGGAGCGGGUCCACGACAAGAAGGCCAACCGAGACGCUGCCAAUCAGCCGGCGUUCCCCGCUAGCGACUCGCCCGAGGCUAUUGCGCAAGACGUUUGCGCAGCUUGCCAGGCGCAGAAAGAGCAUGGCCAGGUCACGGACCUCGUUCUCGUCGUCCACGGCAUUGGGCAGAAGUUUGCUGAGAGAGUCGAAAGCUUCCACUUCACCCACGCCAUCAAUGCGUUCCGCCGCGAGGUUAACCUGGAACUGGCCAACCCAGCAGUCAAGGAGUUUUUGAGGGAAGAUCAGAACGGCAUCAUGGUACUCCCCAUCAACUGGCGCCACACCCUGUCGUUCGAAGAUGGUGGCCCGAUGACCGAGGAAGACAAGGCAACACACGUACCGGACGGCUUCAGUCUCAAAGACAUCGAGCCCGGCAGUAUCCCCGCGGUACGAAGCAUGAUAUCGGAUGUCAUGUUCGACAUACCGUUCUACUUAUCUCACCAUAAGGGGAAAAUGAUCAAGGCCUUGGUCACGGAAGCCAAUCGUGUAUAUCGACUCUGGUGCCGAAACAAUCCUGGGUUUGCAGAGAGAGGGCGAAUCCAUAUGGUCGGGCACUCUCUCGGCAGCGCCAUGGCUAUCGAGAUCCUCUCGCGGCAACCCACGCGCGUCCCAAGGCUGGAUCUGUCGACCGGGAUGCCCCAGUCAGACUUCUUCGAUUUCGACACAACUAACCUAUUUCUCGUAGGAAGCCCCGCCGGGUUUUUCCUGCUCCUCGAGAGGGGUAUGCUUCAGCCUCGUCGCGGGAGAAUGAAGCCCGGUGCGGAUCCCGCCGAUACCAACGCGCCUGAAGUGACGGGCGAGGCCGGUCGGUAUGGCUGCAUCGCCGUGGACAACAUCUACAAUGUGCUGGCCAAGGAGGACCCUAUCGCAUACCUGCUGAACGGCACCAUAGACCCCGUGUAUGCCACGAGUCUGAGAACCGCAUAUGUGCCAUCAAGUGCCAACUCCAUCUUCAAGUACGUUGGCAACGCGAUGAAAAGCCUGGUGCCGGGCACAACACCCGCCCCAGUCGCUCCCGCGGUGCCAAAACCAUCAUUCGUGCGCUUGCCCUCACAGCUCGAGUUGGAGGUCCACGACUUCACACGGGAAGAGACAGCGGAAAGAAAGGCGUACCUACUCAACGAUAACGGUCAAAUCGAUUACUACCUGAGGUUCGGCGGCGGCCCUCUGGAGAUCCAGUACCUCAACAUGUUGAGCGCGCACACCUGCUACUGGACAAGCCUGGACUUUAUCCGUAUGCUGUGCAUGGAGGUCGGGAGGAAGCCAGGCAGGGGAAACACCAUUCCUGCCAUGAGGGCCCAGAAGGCGGCCAAGAGAGUUGCGUUGGGGUGA
Messenger RNA from Colletotrichum graminicola M1.001, 3063 nucleotides. Its product is annotated as DDHD domain-containing protein. Gene Ontology annotation, cellular component: cytoplasm. Bases 1 to 3063 code for a protein of 1020 amino acids. The record is from RefSeq and is a predicted model, not a curated record. NCBI's taxonomy places the organism in Eukaryota, Fungi, Ascomycota, Sordariomycetes, Glomerellales, Glomerellaceae. The transcript is spliced from 2 exons. Gene Ontology annotation, molecular function: metal ion binding; glycerophospholipase activity.